Messenger RNA from Rubroshorea leprosula, 496 nucleotides. The record is from the annotation of a GenBank genome assembly. NCBI's taxonomy places the organism in Eukaryota, Viridiplantae, Streptophyta, Magnoliopsida, Malvales, Dipterocarpaceae.
GCAAAGCAUAUCAUUUCCCAAAUAUUUGUACAGAAAAAUGGCUAGCUCAAGAUUUUGUGCCUGUCUGCUGCUAUUAUUGCUUUCAAUUCCAUGGUCUGAAACUCGUCCAUUUACUCCAUAUAUAGAGAGGAAGAGCCUAAUUUUCUCAAUUCAAGCAUUAGCAGCGGUGGAAGCUUUAAACCAUAGAAAGGUAAAUGACAACACUGACAACGACUUUUAUGAUUCGAAUAGGCUGAGUCCUGGCGGUCCUGAUCCCCAACAUCAUUAGCAAUAAGCUUCUGCCAAUGAUGGCUAUGCCAACAUUGCUGAAUGCUAAUUGUUCUGGAUGGGUCCCAGCAUCACAUUUUGCUUCAUUUCCUAAUAUUUUGUGUCUCAUAAAUGCUUGCAAGCUUGAUGAGUCUAAAACAGAUCCUUGAGGCUGUUUAUCUAUGCUAUCUAUGUGUGUCCAGGUUUGGAGAAUGGAAUGUUUCUGCUGAAAUAAAAUUAGUGUUUCUUU